CUUCACACUCUCUCUCCGCCUCUCAGUCUCUACUACCGCUUCAUCCAUUCCCAGACGUCCGAUUUCAAUCGGAAUGGCCGCGACGCCGUGAAUCACCACGACGGAGAUUCCAGAAUGUUCGAACGGCUCGUCACUCAGGUCCUUCACGGCUACCUAGGUCGCUACGUCAAGGAUUUUCACAAGCACCAGCUCAAGAUCACCAUCUGGAACGAGGAAGUGUUCUUGGAGAACGUGGAGCUUAGUCUCGAAGCCUUUGAUUAUCUCCAGUUGCCUUUCGCUCUCAAACAAGGUCGGAUUGGAAAAAUAAGCAUCAAAAUUCCAUGGAAAAAGCUUGGUUGGGAGCCCUUUGUAAUUAGUUUGGAAAAUGUCUUCCUAUGUGCAUCCCAGAGAGAUGAUGAAGAGUGGAGUUUGGAUGAAGUUGAAAAACGAGAGUUUGCUGGAAAAAAGGCCAAACUUGCCGCUGCAGAGCUGGCCAAAUUAUCAAAACGUGUAUGCGAAAAUCAAGCUGGGUUUAUAUCAAUAAUUACUGUGAAGAUUAUUGACAGCAUCCAAGUGUCAAUCAGAGAUUUUCAUAUCUUGUACCAUGACAAGCUGAGUGGCUCGGUAUGUAAUAUUUUUGGUUUGAAGUUUUCCAGCUUGAGGACUAUGAAGCAAAAUCCUUCCUGGUCAGUUGCAAAGGGAAGAGGGGCCCAAGUUAACAAAACUGUGGAGAUUAUGGGUUUGGAGUUUUAUUGUGGCACACAUGAUGGGCCGGUGGAGUUGAUGAAUAUGAACAAUAGCGGGGACUCCACAGUAUGGCAAGAUACAAGAUAUGAUGAGAAAAGAUAUAACAACUCUAUACUGUCACCAUGUGAUGUUUCCAUGUCACUUUUGGUCAACAGAUCAGGAGAGCUUGGUAGCAAAAUUCCGCAGUACUCCGUCACCGCUGAGAUAACUGACUUGGUGAUGUCCAUAGAUGAGGUUCAGUUGCAACAGAUAUUGUUUCUUUGGGAUUAUUUCUGUACAUGUGAAUUAAGAAAUACGUAUGGGCGUUACCGUCCCUGGAGUAGUCCGUUAUCAAAAAAGGUGAAGGGUUGGCAAAUGUUGUGGUGGCAUUAUGCGCAAGAAUCUAUCUUAUCAGAUGUGCGGAAGAGAUUAAAGAAAACAUCGUGGAGACACUUUGGACAGAGAUUAAGCUCUUGUCGGAAGUAUGUUAACCUUUAUAAAACUAAGCUGGAUUUUCUUCGCCAUGAUCAGCCAAUUGAUGAAAGUACUCGAUGGGAAUUGGAGCAGAUGGAGAAAGAAUUAGACAUAGAUGAUAUUUUAAGUUACAGGUCCGCUGCAGAAUGUGAGUUGCAGGAGAUGUUGGUGAACACUUCAACUGGAAAAUCCCGUGGAUGGCUGAACUGGCUAUCUCUUGGUAUGCUUGGUGCUGGAGGAACAGAGAAUACGGAUCAAUUUUCUGGGGCUGUUUCUCUUUCUGAUGCAGCUAUUAAGGAUAUAUAUGAGGCAACCGAGUUCAAUCCUCCUAUUUUAUCCAAUGGGGUUGCUCCAACAAAUGAUGAGAUUGAUAUAUGUGCACUCCAGUUCAACAUUAAUCGGAUUUCUGCAACACUACGUAACAUGAAGUAUGGCCAAGAAAUUGCAGAGUUGAUGUUGAAUGGGGUGACUGUAGAGUGCAAAUUUAGGGAAGAAUCUGCAGCCAUUGUCGCCAUUGUGAAGUCAGGGGAGAUGGUUUAUCCUUGUAACAAGAAAAUCAUUCUGCAUUUGCAAGGGCUCGAAGAGCAGUGGUCAUUGACCGAGAGACUCAAGUACCUUUAUGAAGUUAAUUUUAGUAGAGGAUCAGUUCCUGUGAUCAAGUACCUUUAUGAAGUUAAUUUUAGUAGAGGAUCAGUUCCUGUGAUUGACCUUCUUUAUUUUCAGCCUAAUAAUGAGACGAACGAAGUGGAAAACGAGAAUCCUUCCUUUAGAUUGCAGGUGGAUGUAUCAUCUGAUCUCGAGGCUGAAUUGUCCAUUAAGGGGAUGCUUCAACCAUUAGAAGUCACCAUUGAUGCAGAAUUUUUCUUAAAGUUGAUGGAUUUUCUUGGAGCGUUAAAAACCAUUGAAAGUCAGCAUGGAAGGGUCCUUAUGUCACUAAAUGGGAUAGAAAAUGUCAAUGGUCGACUGCUAUCAAAAGCUGAAUACAUUUUAUCACGUCAUAGGAAAGUGGUGUGGGAUGUUACUAUUUUCAAUAUCGUCAUAAAUGUUCCUUGGAGAGAUUCAACGUCCGAUCCACAUAACUUGGUUUUGGAAGCAGGCUCUCUUCUUUUCAGGACUAAAUGUGAUCUAAGAUCUAAGCCAUCAGAUUUCGAGGAGCAAUUUUAUACACUGAAAAACUUCUUAACUUCAGUUUCCAGCUGUAAUAUUUCUCCUUGUGUCCAAAUUCAAGAUCUCUAUGAUCACUAUGAGGUGAAGUUAAAUGAAUUUGAGUUGAAGGUAAUGAUACCUUCUCAUUCUUUUCCAAUUUCUAUCUUGGAGAAAGUUAGUGCUUCUGUCUCCUUUGCAUUUUGCUUGAUCCAAGAUGAGUCAAUACUGAAACAGUUGGAGGCUUGUGUCAUUGUAUCAUCACUUCAUGCUCAUUUUUCUCCAUCAAUAUAUGCUGCCAUUCUGGGAUUGAUAGCAUAUCUAGGUGCUCUGCAAUUGAAGUUUGAUUCUCUACCCUUGGAAACUAUUGAUUCGCUUGAUGCCACGUCAAAUGGAUUAGGGACCCCUGUUUUUGGUUUCUCUACCAAUAUCAAACUGGAGACAGUGAAGAUUGAAGUUGAACUGGAAAAUGAGCAAGAAAACAGCUCGUCAAUCAUGCUUAAAUUCCAACAAUUGGACAUCGGCUAUUCUCUUUCACAAAUUGAGGAAUGCUGGAUCAUAGUGAACGCAUUUAGUAUCACCACUUAUGAACUGGCUAGUAGAAGUGAUAGUCGGAUUUUGUAUUCAUCUGGAAAUCAGUCAUCUACUAAUGCUUUACCUCCACAUGGGAUCGGGGUUGACAAUACAAAUGAUUCUUUUGCCAAAAACGCUGAAAAUAAUCAAGCAUGCUUUACUUUACAUUAUGAAUCUCAUCUGAAGGAGCCAGUUCAUCACAAAUGUAGAAUAUGCUUGAAUAACGGCGAUCUCCAUUGCUACCCAUAUGUUAUCCGGCUUCUGGUUGCAUUUUUUGAUAGACUUUCUGCAUAUGGUUCAUCUAAUCCUGGUAAGAACACCUCGAGCUCAUCUGUGGACGCUAGGUAUCCAAACAGUGUUCUAGGUUUUGGGUUUCAAAGGUUUGGUUUCUCCAACUUUGUAGAAAUUGGGUCGUCUGAGUAUGCAAGCAUACCUGUAGAUCGUUUUCCAUUUGUUAUGCUAUCCAGUGCUGGUUCCCUUGGUAACCUUGAAAGUUCUUUGGUUUAUGCCAGUCCUGAAUGGAGAAAAUAUUUCAACGUAAAGGAGGUAUCUAAAACGUUUCAUGACCCAGCAUUGAAGUUCCGAUCUGCUGUUGAAGCUUCUGCUGUGUUUGGGACUUCUGCUACCACUAGUAGUCCUCUUGUAAUUGAUGUCAAUCUCUGUGGAUUAAAAGUGCAUUUUCAUGAUUCCAAAUGCGUUGUUGGAACGAUUACCGUGCCUAGGUGCAACUCUUCAGUAUCAAUUUAUGAAAACUGCUUCGAUGUAUUGUGUUCGUCUGAGGGGUUAGUUCUCAGCUCAUCUUGGUCAUCACAGAAUUUACGCGAGUUUCUGUGGGGGCCCUCAAUAUCGAAUAUCUCUCCUAUUCUAAACGUACGUGUGAGGAAAGAAUGUGGACCAUUGAGUUCACGUGUUGAACUAUGCUUCAGCGUGCAGCAUGUAUAUUGCAUUUUACCUCCUGAAUAUCUGGCCAUAAUAAUUGGUUACUUCUCCUUGUCUGAUUGGAGUUCCGAUUCUAAUGACCAGCUUGUCACCACAGGGCAUGAAGAUACUGAAAGUGAUAACGAAUGUUCCUUUGUUUACAAGAUUGAGAUACUGGACUCUGUUUUGAUUGUGCCUGUGGAAAGCAAUGACGGACAAUUUCUAAAGUGUGAACUUGAGCAGUUCUACUGUACAUUUAUUCAAAGUAGUUUAAAUAAUGUACUGAAGGACAUUCCUCAUGAAUGUUGGGUCUCCACUGAUAAACUUGCAAAGAGGAACCAUUCUUUAAAUCUAUUUGGACGGGACCUGUUUCUUUCAUUGCUAUCUUUCAAGGACAACCAAUACAGUUCCUCUAUAAAUGUUCCGUUAAUUGGUCCUCUUUGUGCUGACAUAUGGGUGGAAAUACCUUGUGAAAACGAAUCCUCAUGUCAAAGUUCCCCCUCGAACACUUGUGUCAUGAUCAGAGUUGGAAACUGUCAGCUUAAGCCCGAAGAUGAUCACUUUUUUCAGGGAUUUCAGGGGCUAACUGAUAUCAUAAAUCAAUUUUCCAUAGUUUCUGAUCUAUCCGAAUGUUUCAAGACUGAUGUUCUACAGUUUCUUCAAUCAAAAAGGUGCCUAGCACAGAAUAAUGAAGAUCCACCUGUACUGUCAAGCGUUAAUUAUACCGAAGUUAGAUGCUAUGUCAAUUCAUUGUCGAUACAGUUGAAUCCAUGCCAAAGAAACUCUGAAGACCCUAUCGCUACUGCUGAAAUGAAAUUAGUUUGCUCGGCAUCGUUGAGAAAUGACACUCUGUUAAGUGUUGCUAUAAUUUUUUCUUCCCUAGAAUUAAGUUCAUUACCUAAUUCUGUUGUAUUAGCAAGAUGCAAGUCCACUAGCACAACCUCGUCGGUUCUUGAAUUUUCUCUUACCAAAGAAAAAGACGGUGUAAAUGAAGUUCGUGUUUCUUUGCCUUCUGUUGAAGUGUGGUUACAUAUGUCUUACUGGACUGAGGUGAUUGAAUUUUUCAAAUCUUACGCUGGACAAUCAUCCACAAGUUUGCCAGACAACUCAGAGCAGGACACUGAUGCCCUCAUCGUGAGGUCAGAUAAUAUUUUUAUUACAUUGCACUUUCCUGUUUGGAAUUGUGGCCGAGCAUUUGGGGAAUAUCAGGGAGAGGAUUGCCAUGGAUGUGGCUCUACGAAUGAUUUAUCUGACAUAGUUGAAGCAAAAGCCUUUAGGUCCAUUGCAGUUACUUUGUGUAGUAGAAGUAGUGAACUUUUUGUUGAUGGAACGAAUGUGAAAGUGAAGUCUGACAUAGAAAAAGUAGAGGGCAUGGUAUGGGUUAGCCAGAAUGAAAGUGUUCAAUCUACGCCCUUUUUCCAAAUAUCUCAGGUGCUCUUGGUAGCUGACAUUAAUAACCAGGAGCUUGUGCAUGUUGAAGGAGAUGUUCAAUGUGAUCAUUUAGAUGUAUGGAUUUCACACAGCAUUCUCUACUUCUGGCAUGGUGUACAAUUUAGUGUUGCUGAAGGAGGGCAUUCCCAUUUAUCUUUUGGUAGAAUCGAUGUUGGAGUCCAUAUUAGGAAGGUUUCUUUUCUGCUAAGCGAUGGAAGGUGGAGUUGUAGUGGACCCCUGUUUCAGAUUCUUAUGGGGAACGUCCCCUUGCAUGUUAUUGCGACUGAAAAUAACAUUGAAUGUUUAGUUUCUGGUGACCUUCAAGUGAACUACAAUAACAUUCACAAGGUGUUCUGGGAGCCAUUUAUUGAGCCUUGGCAAUUUGAGGUCAAUGUGAUUAGAAAACAAGAGAUGAGUCUCAGCAGCUCCAAUUUGACAGACAUCCAUCUCAAAUCAUCUGGACACCUCAAUGUGAACUUCACUGAAUCCCUCAUAGAGUGUCUCUUCAGGACAGUUGAGAUGAUCAAGGAUGCGUGUGUUCUAUUGAGUCCAAAUGAUCUUCCUGAAAGCCAAAAAUUAUUAAAUUCCCCAUUUCCUGAGUACACAUAUGCAGGAAAACAUGCUCCUUAUGUACUUCAAAACAUGACAUCGCUGCCUCUAGCAUAUCAUGUUUAUCAAGGCCCAAUUAGUCCUGAUGAGUUUGAUUCCUCAGAAAUGAAUAAAAAAUUUGUGCAACCAGGUUCUUUGAUUCCAAUAUAUAUCAAUGAUACUCCUGGGAAACAACUUAUUCAUGUUAAGCCAGCACACUUUCCCGAAAGAAUUUUUGAUCAGAAGGCAAAUGGGGUUCGUCAUCAGUAUAUUAGCAUUCAACUUGAUGGAACAUCAGUGCCUUCAGAACCGAUUUCAAUGGAUCUUGUAGGACUUACCUACUUUGAGGUUGAUUUUUCUAUGUCAUACAAUGACAAUAUGGAAAACCAUAGAUCAAAUGCCACUGCUGGUUUUGUUGUUCCUGUCAUAUUUGAUGUUUCGGUGCAGCGGUACAGCAAAUUAAUCCGAUUGUACUCAACGGUUAUACUUUCAAAUGCGACUUCAAUGCCUUUGGAACUGCGAUUUGAUAUUCCAUUUGGUGUGGCCCCAAAGAUCUUAGAUCCAAUAUAUCCUGGUCAAGAGCUACCGCUGCCUCUGCACUUGGCUGAAGCUGGUAGGAUUAGAUGGCGUCCAAUUGGAUAUUCUCAUCUCUGGAGUGAAGUUUACAAUCUCUCAAACCUGCUUUCGCAAGAGGGAAAAAUUGGAUUUCUCAAGUCUUUUGCUUGCUAUCCAGCCCAUCCGAAUAGUGAUCCAUUUCGCUGUUGUAUCUCAGUAAGAAACGUCAGUAUACCUUCUCCUGUUAGGUCAAGAAAGAGUUCAUUAAAGCAAUCAGUUGCAAAUGGUGGUCAAAUAUUGCACAAGGAUGAGGCAAAAAAGCAGUUUAUUCACCAAGUAGUCCUCAGUAUCCCUUUAGUAGUGAAUAACUAUCUUCCUGAUGCAGUGACAUUGACGAUAGAAAGUGGUGGGCUUACCCAAACUGCAUUUCUUUCAGAGGUGGAAACUUCUUUUCAUAAUGUUGAUCCUUCUCAUCAGCUGAAAUUGGAGAUCCAUAUUAAUGGCUUUAAAACGGCUAUUUUGGAUUUUCCACGUACUGAAAUAUUCUGUAAAAAAGCCAAGUUUGGUGGAACGAAGUUUUCACUUUCUGAAGUUGUGCCGUUCGACAGAGACUCGACAAAUGGUCCAGUGUAUGUCACAGUGGAAAAGGUGAUGGAUGCAUUUUCUGGAGCCAGGGAACUCUUUAUCUCUGUUCCCUUUCUGUUAUAUAAUUGCACGGGUUUUCCACUGUUUAUUUCUGAAUCUGCCAGUGACAUGAAAGGAGUUAGCUGCAUUGUGCCUUCUUGUUAUGAUAUGGAUGAACAAGAAGUAUUUCAGGGAAACAAGGAUGGUCUUGGUCUGGUAUCUUCUAGCUAUAAUCCUAAUGCUAGAGAGUCGCAUACAAUUGGAAGUUCUUCAUCAAGUUCGACCAGUCAGUUGGCCUCAAAAGAUUUAAACUCUAGUGGAUAUGAGCGUGGAAGAGUGAGGGCAUGCAUGUUCUCUCCUAAUCAGUUUUCCUCUGCUGGUGAAGUAAUGGUUAGAGUGAGUAGGUGUAUGCCUGAAUAUGUAAGAGAUAAGAUGCCAAAUUCUCUAUGGUCAAGUUCAUUUUCCCUUAUUCCACCUAGUGGUUCAACUACUGUCCUUGUUCCCCAACCGUCAACAAAUCAGGCUUUUAUGAUGUCCAUUACGUCCAGUGCAGUGGCCGCACCAUUUGCUGGGAGGACAAGUGCAAUUACCUUCCAACCUAGUAAGAACAUAUGUUAUAAGCAGAAAGGAACCGAAUUUUCUUUUCAAUUGGGUACAGGGGAACAUUCUCAUCUUCACUGGAUGGAUACAACCAGGGAGUUACUCGUCUCCAUUCGUUAUAAUGAGCCUGGAUGGCAAUGGUCAGGUGGCUUCUUGCCAGACCAUCUCGGUGACACUCAAGUGAAAAUGCGAAAUUAUCUCUCUGGUUCCUUAAAUAUGAUACGGGUUGAAGUGCAAAAUGCUGAUGUAUCUUUGGGAGAUGAAACGAUUGUUGGAAACUUCCAUGGAAAUUCUGGGACCAACUUGAUUCUUAUUUCAGAUGAUGAGACUGGGUAUAUGCCCUACAGGGUUGAUAAUUUUUCGAAUGAGAGGCUAAGGAUCUACCAACAAAAGUGUGAAACCUUUGAAACUAUUGUUCAGUCUUACACUUCUUGCCCUUAUGCCUGGGAUGAACCAUGCUAUCCGCAUCGUCUAACUGUGGAGGUACCGGGUAAGCGUGUUUUAGGGUCAUAUGCUCUUGAUGAUGUAAAACAAUACAGUCCGGUGCAAUUACCAUCAUCUCCCGAGAAACCUGAGAGAACAUUGCAUAUAUCUAUCCAUGUUGAGGGAGCAACAAAGGUCCUGUGUGUUAUAGAUUCAAGUUACCAUGUUUUGAAUGACAACAAGAGUCUACCUCACUCAAAAAACAAAGGGAAACAUGAACAGAAACAGGACAAGUUUUUUGGUUAUAUGGAAAGAUUUUCAUUUUUUAUUCAAGAGAUUGGUAUCUCUUUGAUCAAUAUACACCCUCAGGAGUUGCUUUUCAUAUGUGCAAAGAACAUUACAGCUGAUCUGGUACAGAGUUUGGAUCAACAAAAACUUUCAUUCCAAAUCGAAUCAUUGCAAAUCGAUAAUCAGCUUCGAUCUUCCCCAUAUCCUGUUAUGUUGUCUUUUGAUCGUGAGUACAAAAGCAAUCCAGCUGGCCAUGUGAUUAGGGAGGAUGACAUGAAACCAAGUGAAAGGAUAUUGCAAAGACCUUCUCACAAUUUUGAACCUAUAUUCUGCCUAACUGUAUCCAAGUGGAGGAAGAAAGAUGUCUCAUUGGUUUCAUUUGAAUACAUAAGCUUAAGGGUUGCAGAUGUUUGUCUUGAGCUUGAACAAGAAUUGAUAUUAAGCCUAUUUGGAUUCAUUAGAAAUGUAUCUUCAAGGUUCCAGAGUGGAGUCUUGCCAUUAUCAGAUCCGUUCCUGCACCCUCCUAAUGAUGCUGGUUCAAUGGAUUCAUAUGCAACUGAUAACCAACUACACUUAAUGAAUGUUCCUCUGUUUACUGAAAUCCAUAGGCAGAGACUCUCACUGCCUUCAAUAGUUCCCAUUGGAGCUCCUUGGCAGCAAAUUUACCUUUUGGCUAGAAGACAGAAAAAGAUAUAUGUAGAAAUGUUUGAAUUGUCCCCCAUCAAGUUGACCUUAAGCUUUUCCAGCACUCCAUGGAUGCUUAGAAAUGGGAUUCUUGCAGCAGGAGAAUCUGUUAUCCAUAGAGGUCUGAUGGCUCUUGCUGAUGUGGAGGGUGCUCGAAUUCAUCUGAAACAGUUAACAAUUGCACAUCAAAUUGCUAGCUUGGAGUCUCUACAGGAGAUCCUUUUGAGGCAUUAUACUCGGCAACUUCUUCAUGAGAUGUAUAAGGUGUUUGGUUCAGCCGGUGUAAUUGGCAAUCCCAUGGGAUUUGCAAGGAGUUUAGGGCUUGGCAUUAGAGACUUCUUGUCAGUGCCUGCCAGAAGCAUUUUUCAGAGCCCUACUGGGUUAAUUACUGGCAUGGCACAAGGCACGACUAGUCUCCUAAGCAAUACUGUCUAUGCUAUAAGUGAUGCUGCCACCCAAUUCAGUAAAGCUGCACACAAGGGAAUUGUGGCAUUUACGUUUGAUGACCAAGCAGUUUCAGAAGUACAACAGCAACAGACUGGUAUAACAUCUCACUCUAAAGGUGUCAUCAAUGAAGUACUUGAGGGACUCACAGGUCUUCUUCAAUCACCGAUCAAUGGAGCUGAGAAACAUGGUCUUCCUGGUGUGCUCUCAGGCAUAGCUUUAGGCCUUACAGGACUUGUGGCCAAACCGGCUGCUAGUAUUCUUGAAGUUACUGGAAAAACUGCGCAGAGCAUUAGAAACCGAAGUAGGAUCUAUCAAACGAGACAACAGCGCUUUAGAGUCCGUCUUCCAAGGCCUCUAAGCCAAGAAUAUCCCUUAAGACCUUACUGUUGGGAAGAAGCUGUUGGAGCAUCAGUACUUGUUGAGGCAGAUGGUAAUUUGAGGCUCAAGGAUGAAAUAUUUGUGACAUGCAAGAAGCUUAAAGAAGCUGGUAAAUUUGUCAUCAUCACAGGGAGACUGGUUUUGAUUGUAAGCUGCUCAAGUUUGGUGGACUUGGGUAAGCCUGAAUUUCGUGGUGUUCCUUCUGAUCUCGAAUGGGUGAUAGAAUCAGAAAUUCAUUUGGAGAGUGUGAUACAUGCUGACUGUGAUCAAGGAGUAGUGCAUAUAGUCGGCAGCAGCUCAAAUACGCCUUUGCGCCAAAACCAGCUAGCCAAAAGAAGCAGUGGAACAAGGGCGGUGCGUUGGAACAAUCCUACUGUUCCCCUCAUUCAAACUAACUUAGAACUAGAACACAAAGAUGCGGAAAACUUGUUACAGGUUUUGUCUUCUACAAUUGAACUGGGAAAAGACCAAGGUUGGGGUUGUAGGAAUAUUCUGCACCGAAGUAAUAUCAAAUAGUUCAGAGAUCGUUGAAGCUUCGUCGAUAUCCGGUUCAUGAUUUAGUAUGUUAGGCAAUGGAGUAGGGUAAUAUCAACACGUAUGGUUUUACAGUCUUGGAAGGAAUGGAUUUCUAGACAGCAUUGUGUCAUUCGUGUGCUCCUAGAAGCCUAUCAGUAAGCCCAUCCCCUUUGGAGUUGCUUGUACAGAUGUGAUUCACAUAGUCGUAAAUACUAGAAAACUAGUUACUGAAGCCAGAAGCUAUCUGUACAGUUUUAAGCUGUAGGUUAUUGGCCCAAAAGAUGUAGGUUAGCUUUCAGUUCCUGAUCUGGGAAUUUCUUGUUCUGUUGUUCAUAUACAACUUGUAAAUAACUACAAUACUGAACUUUUUAAUGCGCAACCAACACACACAGAGUGUAAUUUUGUAGCACAGGUCAAGAGCCGAGUUACUGUAAUGCCUUGAAUUUAACUCUUUAACUUGGACACGCGUGUACUGCAUACAAUGCAAAACUUCGUUCAUGAUCCGACGGUGUGCCAGUUAAAAGUAGUAUUUACUGUUCAUUAUAGUGGCUUAAGCGCGGUAUCAAGGUUCAACGUGUAAUUUGUUGAUAUUGAGAAGAGCACCUAAGGUCAUUUAAAAAGUUUUAUUAAACUUGCGUGAAAAAAA
Messenger RNA from Fragaria vesca subsp. vesca, 10993 nucleotides. RefSeq lists its product as uncharacterized. Gene Ontology annotation, biological process: protein retention in Golgi apparatus; protein targeting to vacuole. Bases 115 to 10347 code for a protein of 3410 amino acids. The transcript has 48 exons. The record is from RefSeq and is a predicted model, not a curated record. NCBI's taxonomy places the organism in Eukaryota, Viridiplantae, Streptophyta, Magnoliopsida, Rosales, Rosaceae. Gene Ontology annotation, cellular component: extrinsic component of membrane.